Molecule: messenger RNA, 393 nt
Organism: Iphiclides podalirius (scarce swallowtail)
Lineage: Eukaryota; Metazoa; Arthropoda; Insecta; Lepidoptera; Papilionidae
Source: the annotation of a GenBank genome assembly
AUGCGUUCAAGAAAACGUCGGAGCGAUUACUCUGAAACGGUUUCGCAAGUAAGAAUCGAUCGGGCCAACUCCGGGGGUGGCUUGGCAGGCACGCGACGCGUUUCGGCGCCUAGCGCGUCGUGCCAAAUCGCUCGCAAAGCGAGCGGGGCCGUGGGCGCGGGCGACUGUCAAGGCCUAGACCGCUCCAUUGAGCGUUCUCGCCCACUUGAUAUACGGUUUAGGGUACGCGCGAACGAAUCGAGUAUCGAUCUAGUUUGGGUUAGCUCGCUUUUGAUUCAACGUACUACGGCAACUUUAGUCAAGCGCUCAGCGGUGGAGGAAAACAUCGCGAGGAAACCCCCUGAACAGAUGAGGCCUUUGUUUGCCCAGCAGGACAUGUGGACAUUUAAACCU